CUAGUCCGACUUUUACGUUUAAGCAAAGGAUCCAACCGCGUGUGAAGAAAAAAAAAAGUAACGUUGUAGCAACGUUCCCCAUAAAUUAAGAAUGUCCAACCAUUCGAAACUACCGCCAUCCACCAAAGGAUUACUCACAGUGUUCGAAAAUGCCAAUGCAAGUGUGAUGGCCACGGCCCUGGUGUCGGUUCCAUUCGAAACCGCGAAGGAUUGUGCAUUCAAUGGUGGGGGCUCAAGUGAGGGACUAGCGUGCGGCAAUUCGGCGGCCAUACACGAAUCCGACGAGGAUAUUUCGGAUUUUUCCUCCAACGAAAGCGACGGCAUGGAAGAUGAUUCCCGUCAUUCAUCGGUGGACGAGAAAAAUGGUUCAUCAAAAGAGGAAACAUCAUCCUAUAACAAAUUGAGCCCCAUGACCAAUCAACCGCAGGUUCUUCCAGUCCUGAAUCUAGCCGGAACUAAGCUAGGGAUUGGAGGUGGAACAGUGGUUCGAAAAAUGUUCACCAACACCCGGGAACGUUGGCGCCAACAGAACGUUUCCGGCGCUUUCGCAGAACUUCGCAAACUAGUUCCGACCCAUCCACCGGAUAAGAAGUUGUCCAAGAACGAGAUACUACGAAUGGCCAUUCGAUAUAUUCGUUUGCUCACCAACGUUCUCGAGUGGCAAAAGAAGCAGGAAGCCAACGAUAAAUCCGAUCAACAAGUUCAAUCGAAAACGGGAUUCAGCAAACCAACAAAUCAAUUCAAAGGUGGAAACAAUGAAAACCACUUCACCGGAAACUAUCGAGACAACGGAAACAACCUUCUGAUGGUAGUUCCAAAAUCCUUCAGUAAAAUACAUCUCGGGCCGAAAUGCGGCACGGAAUUUGCAAACGGUUUCCAGCAGCCCAUCAAAACCGAAUCUUCCCCCGGAUGCGGCACCACAAUAGAAAAGAUCAAACUCGUCAAUAAGUUAUGCCCUUCCGGCAAGAUAGGAAAAAAUGGGUUGAAAAACAGAAGAAAAGUCGCCCCGCUGUGCACCAUCGAGGGCAGUAUCAAAACAGAUCUGGGAUUAAGCACCGGCUAUAUGGAAAGAUCCGCCGUUGAAAGUGAGAUAAAACGGGAAGUUAAUCAUUGCCAUCACGGUCAUCAGCAACAACGCGGAAUGGACCGUGAUGGUCCGGAAUACGAGCAGAAAGUUGAUAAGAAAAAAUGCAACGGAGACCGACGCGAUGAUGAUAAAAAGUGAAGAAAUUGGUUGGGUGGAAUAUGAAGAAAUCUUUAUCAGUUAAUUGAAUUGCCCCAAAGAAUUCGCUCCAAAUCAGUAAUUCGCUCGUAAAUUAAUGAGGUACUAAGUUUUUGCUACGAUUACUAAUGAUGAACGUAUUAACCUUAUCAAAAAUCACUGAAAUAAAGCUUAAAAAACUGGAUAUUAUAAAUUAUCGAAUGAA
This is a messenger RNA of Armigeres subalbatus, 1427 nucleotides long. RefSeq lists its product as uncharacterized. Gene Ontology annotation, molecular function: DNA-binding transcription factor activity, RNA polymerase II-specific; RNA polymerase II cis-regulatory region sequence-specific DNA binding; protein dimerization activity. Gene Ontology annotation, biological process: regulation of transcription by RNA polymerase II. Lineage: Eukaryota; Metazoa; Arthropoda; Insecta; Diptera; Culicidae. The record is from RefSeq and is a predicted model, not a curated record. The transcript has 3 exons. Bases 92 to 1225 code for a protein of 377 amino acids.